AUGACAAGACCACUGCCAGAGUCCAUACCACUCCUGAGGCACACCGGACUGGGCCCCCCAACCCUGGCGCCUCUGGGCUCCACCCACCAAAGUCUUGUCAGUCAGCCCUGCCCCUUAAGCAAGCAGCCCAGUCCCUGCCCUCGUCAGUCACCCCAGGGUGACUUCGGGUGGGUGACUCCUGGGGAUUCCCGCUCCAUUACUGGGCCCUCACCUCCUGCCGCCCCAAACUCGACCUCCCUGGUCUCUUUGGGCUCGCGUCUCCAAGGACCUCGGUCCCCCAGCCCCAGGCCCCGCCCUCGCCAGUCAUCCCUGGGUGACUUUGGGCUGGUGACUCCUGGAGCUCCCUGCUGCAGACUCUGCCCUCCCCUCCUGCUGCCUCAAGGUGGACCUCCCUGGGCUCUUUGCGCUGGCAUCUCCAAGGAGCUGGGUCCCAACCCUGUGUUUCCCUCCCCCAUUGUGGAGCAGCAACUCGGACAUUGUGCUGAUGUGGUCCCUCCCCCCGACCAGGAGGAGUGGAAUGUAGUGAUGUCACAAUCCACCUAGGAACUGUCGUUACUGCAAGACCAGCCUUUGAUCUUAUGACCCAGUCCCCUAAGCGUUGUCACCCCAUUUCUGAUUCCUCUGGUCACAGCACAAAUUUCCAGCUGCAAAGGGAAUGGAGAUGAUGGGACCUAGGAGCAAGAGGUUUCAGGCUGCCUCACUCCCUUAACAUAGACAUUGACAGUGGGAAAAGCCUACACUUCCCCCAUGAGCUCAAAAGGUUCACAGUGUCUCUGGGUGGCAAUGGGAGAAUUGGUUUGGUUUGGUUUUCUCCCAGGCUUCUACUUUCCAGAGAUAUUUCAACAUUGUUUUCUCAGUUCUCUAUCUCAUAUUCCAAUUCUCCAUGGUUCUGGGACCAGACUGCCCUUCAGUCAGUGGUCUCUGAAGUGAGAUUUGCUCAUCUUCUGUGGAAUAGAUCUUGGGAAACUGAACUUGACAGCUUGAAUCUUGCUCAUAUUAUCUCCACCUUGGGUACUUUGAGUGCCACAGGAUAAAUGUGGGACAUCUUUCUGAAGCAUCAGUUUCCCUUGAUUCUCUUGAGAUCAAGAGAAAAAACAUGAAUGUACUUAGGGAUGACAGUCACAUAGGUUUCUAAGAGUAUACCAGACUUCUCUCUGAAAUGAGACUUGGUUUGUCCUCUUUCUGCUAAAUUCCCAGAUUUAACAAAAAGGCUGCCUUCUGCCAUGAGGACACAUUGAUAUAAAAGUUUGAGAGGUACUGGUGCACUUCUUCACACUAACAGACGUGUGAGAAUGUCUGACUCUAAACCACACGGCAUACAGUUCCUGCCUACUUAAUGUUUACUUUUCUACCUCUGCCUCUGGUUUUGGCCCCUGGCAGCUGCUGAUUCUUGGCAAAACCUCAGAGCUUGGAGUCAGAAGACUGAGUUUCAAAGUCCCAGUAUCGCCUUUUUCUUUUUUCUAGCCAUGAUAUCAGUCCCUCUCAGUCACUAAAUGAUUGUGACAACACCUUGUACUGUUGUUGGUGUCAUUACAUCAGAUGGUGUAUAAGAGUAUUUUGUAAAAACUGUAAAGGAGGAUGUGGCUGUAGGGGCUGACAGUUCUCAUGAGUAUUACUGCUCUUCUUUCCCACAGUUUAAAGAAUAUUGG
Nomascus leucogenys (northern white-cheeked gibbon) is the source of this 1649-nucleotide messenger RNA. Its product is annotated as coiled-coil domain-containing protein 86-like. The coding region runs from base 1 to 543 and encodes 180 amino acids. The transcript has a single exon. NCBI's taxonomy places the organism in Eukaryota, Metazoa, Chordata, Mammalia, Primates, Hylobatidae. The record is from RefSeq and is a predicted model, not a curated record.